AUGUGUGGAGGGUUUACGUGUUCUAAAAACGCUUUGAUAGCCUUAAAUGUUUUGUAUGUGGUGGUGGCUUCUAUACUUAUAUCUGUGGCGGUGUACGGACAAGCAUCAUCCCUGGUCACCAAUUUGCCUAUUGUAGGAGGCAUCCUUGCGUGUGGAGUCUUUCUAAUCCUUAUAUCUUUGCUGGGAUUAGCUGGCGCAGUCAAGCAUCAUCAAGUCAUGCUGUUUUUUUAUAUGCUGAUAUUAUUUCUACUAUUUCUUGUGCAAUUUUCGGUGGCCUGUGCAUGCCUGGCCGUCAAUUCAGAUCAGCAAGAAAUUCUAGCAAAACAGGGGUGGAACAAAGUUAAUAUGGAUGUCAAAGAGCAAGUUCAGGAGAGGUUUAAAUGUUGUGGGUUCCAGGAUAGACUUAUCCCUAUAAACGGCACGGCAGACUUCCCUUCAUGUGAUAUAGUCGAUAGAUAUUGCUGCAGGAAUAUGGCAAUUUCACCGAAUUGCCAAUGUGAACCCUGCAUGGAAAUGUUAAAAGAAACAAUUGAUUAUGCAUUCAAACUUUGCGGUGGUAUUGGAUUAUUCUUUAGUUUUACAGAGCUGUUCGCUGUUUGGCUCGCCCGACGCUAUCGCAACCAGCCCGACCCCAACUAUAAGGAACCGCACGCAAUCUUCCCCAGGAAGAACUAUCUCUAU
This is a messenger RNA of Iphiclides podalirius (scarce swallowtail), 681 nucleotides long. NCBI's taxonomy places the organism in Eukaryota, Metazoa, Arthropoda, Insecta, Lepidoptera, Papilionidae. The record is from the annotation of a GenBank genome assembly.